AUGUCUUAUUAUUUUCUAUAUUUCUUGUGUCUGAGUUUUCUGGCCAAAGUUCCCGGAGAAGAACCCACUAUGAUACGUAUUUCUGGACAGCGGGGGAAUUAUAAAACCUCUGAAACUAUGGAUGUUUCUUGGGAAGAUUGUAUGGUGAAAUGUAGAGCGGAUGUUAAUUGUGUAGUGGUCUACAAAAUUUCUGACAUUCAAUGUCAGUAUUUUUCAUUUGGAAGUAUCUCAACAAUCCAACAAGCUAAAUCCGAAAAUGAUGAGAUAGUACUGAAGAUUCCAACACAGGUCCAGUGCCCAACUUCUAAUCCACUGAUUCCCGGACCCACUUAUUACACUCAACUCACCAAUAACCAAUUUUACUUGACUACGGUGUCUCCAGAUUCUCUCUAUAACAAUAUCUACAACCUGACCUAUAGUGUCUCUACCUGCCCAAACAACACAAAAGUGUUCCAGAGAGGAGAGACUACUGUAGUUUGUAUUGGUCUUUACUUUUUCGAGGCACCUCGUUGUAAUAAUCAAGCCGCAGCAUCUGCACUUUGUAAAGCACAGAAUGGGACACUUACUGGUCCAGCGAAUGCGAAUGAGUAUGAGUAUAUACAAGAUAUAUCCAACUCCUCCAAGUACACCUCCAACCCAGAUUCUAUCCAAUGGUUGGUUUACUGGAUAGACGGUGUUCAACAUACCAACAUAGCAUACCAAUACACAUUCGAAGACCCUACUCACAAUGGAAUUACCAAUUAUAACUGGACUCCAGGUUCACCACAUCUCACAGGACCUGGUAUCUGUAUUUAUAGUCCAGGCCCUAAUUAUGGAAAUGUUCAAGUUUAUCCGUGUACCGAUUCCUACUUGUCAUACCUUGUUUGCUGGAGAGGUGCGUUGUGCCAAGUUCCACCAAUAAUUGAAUUGUUUUGA
This is a messenger RNA of Caenorhabditis briggsae, 915 nucleotides long. NCBI's taxonomy places the organism in Eukaryota, Metazoa, Nematoda, Chromadorea, Rhabditida, Rhabditidae. Bases 1 to 915 code for a protein of 304 amino acids. The record is from RefSeq and is a predicted model, not a curated record. The transcript is spliced from 5 exons.